Penicillium hordei is the source of this 1443-nucleotide messenger RNA. RefSeq lists its product as uncharacterized. The record is from RefSeq and is a predicted model, not a curated record. Lineage: Eukaryota; Fungi; Ascomycota; Eurotiomycetes; Eurotiales; Aspergillaceae. Gene Ontology annotation, molecular function: hydrolase activity, acting on carbon-nitrogen (but not peptide) bonds. The transcript has a single exon. Bases 1 to 1443 code for a protein of 480 amino acids.
AUGUCAAACUCAUACAUUCUUAUUCAAGGCACAACGGUACUCUCCAUGGAGCCACCAGAAGGGAAGCCCCUCUACAAUUACGACAUUGUGAUAGAAAAUGAUCGGAUAAAGGCCAUCGGCCGCGGUCUAUCUGUGCCGAGUGGAAGCAAUGUGUCCACCAUCGAUGGAAAGAAUUGUAUUAUUACUCCGGGGUUCGUCGACGGCCAUCAUCACAUGUGGCAGCACCUUCUACGCGGUAUCACGGCUGAUUGGUCUCUGUUUGGCUAUGCAUGUCACCUGAGGAGUGUUUAUGGGAGCUUGUACACACCACUUGAUGUCUACUUUGCCAAUUACGCUGCUGCGUUGAGUUUGCUCAACAACGGCGUAACGACCGUCUUGGAUCACUGCCACGUUAUAAACUCGCCUGCACACGCCGAUGCAGCGGUGAAGGGCUUGAAGGAUGCCGCUAUUCGAGGCACAUUCUGCUAUGGGUUCUACCAGAACCCAAAGGAUCCCGGGGAUCCCGCGAGUACUGCGACAGACACAUUUGACCAAGCCGCACGAGUCGAUGAUGCUCUCCGUGUACGUCAGGAAUACUUCCCGAACAAUGAUCCCGGCACCUCACUUCUCACUUUCGGUAUUGCAUUGAACGAUCCACCGACUAUAUCCCAGGAACAAAACAUUGAGGAAUUGGAUCUCGCGAGGAAGCUCCAAGCUAGGCUUACGACCGUACAUACUUCAGUAGUCCCUCACAAGACCCCCAAGCCUGAAGUUGUCCAAAACAUUGUUGAUGCAAAGCUGAUGGGGUCGGACCUCGUAUUCAGUCACGGAGGUGGCAUGACAGAGAACGAGCUGGCUGCGGUGCGGACUUCUGGUGCUGGCAUUGUUGGGACGCCGGAUACGGAGCUGCAAAUGGGCAUGGGAUAUCCUGUGGUAUGGAAAGCUGCUGAUAUGGGCUGUCGGGCGUGUCUUGGACUAGACAUCACUUCGAAUCAAGGUAAUGAUUUCCUGGCGCAGAUGAGGUUGGCUCUUCAGACGCAACGGGCUCGCGACUACGAUCAUCAUACAGUCCAGAGAGAUGUCCGCAGGAAGACAGUAGAUGCAUUACGCAUGGCAACGCUGGGAGGGGCAGUGGCUAUGGAUAUGGGGUCGUUUCUUGGUUCUAUCGUUCCUGGUAAAAAGGCUGACCUGGUGAUUUUCCGCUGUGACGACAUUGACACAGUGCCCGUUGUGGAUCCUGUCGCGACUGUGGUCUUCCAUGCAUCGCCAAAGAAUAUUGACACCGUUAUUGUCGACGGAAAGAUUGUCAAGCAGAAUGGCCGGCUUGUCGGUGUUGACUGGGAGGCCCUACAUGAUCAGAUGAUAUGUAGAUCCCGGCGACUGACGGAUGAAGCAGCCAAAGUCGACAUGGAAAAGGCGGAAUCGCUGUUCCACUCUAUUUUCGAGAAGGCCAUGGAGAAGUAA